Messenger RNA from Diachasmimorpha longicaudata, 2466 nucleotides. RefSeq names its product nbs (gene nbs). The coding region runs from base 191 to 2251 and encodes 686 amino acids. The record is from RefSeq and is a predicted model, not a curated record. Gene Ontology annotation, cellular component: Mre11 complex. The transcript has a single exon. Gene Ontology annotation, molecular function: protein binding; damaged DNA binding. Gene Ontology annotation, biological process: mitotic G2 DNA damage checkpoint signaling; double-strand break repair via homologous recombination. Lineage: Eukaryota; Metazoa; Arthropoda; Insecta; Hymenoptera; Braconidae.
ACUGAAUAUUCGCAAUAGUCAAGUGCGCAAAGUGACAACAUGUACAUAACCUCUAGACAACCCCCUAAACCCUAUAACUAUAAGCAGCAAAAGUUCCUCUGCAUUCUCCAAAUGAAAGUGACGUGAAAUAAAAAACAGAAAGCACUUCAACAUUAUCUUAUCCAAGUAGAGUGAAAAAAUACUGACGAAGAUGUGGAUUCUCAAAGACGAUUCAGAGAAAUUCUAUUACCUAACCCCAGGUCAGCCGUUUGUAAUCGGCCGGAACCAAGGGGACCUGAUCGUAAAAUCCGAUGGAUCCCUGAGUCGUGCUCACGCCAAAAUUGAGCUCACUCCCCUUGAAAAAUGCCAAGUAACCGAUACAAAAUCAAAGUACGGAACAUUUAUCCUGGGCGACAAUGUCGAUGAAGCCCGCCGGAUCGACGACGUUUACACAGUUCGCCCUAACGACAGAAUUCGUUUCGGUCUCCAAAAUUGCAUUUUAACAUUCAUCCAUCAAAAAAUUGUCGUAUCAACAACCUCUCUGUCUGCAGAACACAGACAUGAGUUGGUGAACAUUAUGAAGGAGAUAGGGGGAACAAUACUGAAGGACUGGGACAACAGUUGCACCCAUUUGACAGUCACCAACACAAAGUUAACAGCUAAAUUAGCUUGUGCCCUAGCAGCUGGACUGCCCAUAGUCACCAUCGACUAUUGGAGAUCAGUAAAAGCUGCCAGAACAAAGGAAGAUCCAUUUCCCGACCCCAGGAACUUCUGCCCACGGCUUGAGGAUUCGAUGCUGAUAAAAAAAAAUAAGAGUUCUCUUCUUCCAAAAUUCUCUCGCAGAUCAAUCUUCAAGGAUUUUUUAUUCAUCCACUUCAGGAUGAAUCAACUACAGACGUACCAAAAGAUGAUCGAAUUGGCCGGUGGAUCCUCAGUCUUUUAUGGACACAAAGACUUCCACAAGGAAAUGCUCUCUCACCCCAACUCCAGAGUCAUUCUUUACAAUGACGAUAACAGCCAGAAUGAGCCUUAUAAAAUACCUCCAGUAGAUACUGUUCGCAAUUUCUUGAGGAGGAGACAACGUCGAAUGAUCCCAGAGACUGAGAUACCUCUGGGCAUUCUCUACUCGUCCGUCAAGAGUUGUUGCAAUCCAGAUUUUUCGUAUGAAGUUUUAUUCACGACUAAAAGGGAGAAGCAAAUGGUGGAGGGAGAGACCCUGGUUCCCGAUACUCAGGAUGUUGUGGGCCAGAAAGGGCUGGAGGGGAGGAAGGGAAUUGUGCCUGAAUCCUUAGUGAUACCUGAGACUGAAUCCUUUGGAGGUGGCAGCCAGAGUGCUAACAGAGGACAGAAGAGUUCGGCUGGGUCGAUGGUGAAUGAUGAAGGUGCUGGCCAUUGUAUGAGCAGGGAGAGCAGGAAACGACCUAGGGACCUUCAGAAUGUAGACAGUGAGGAGAAGCGAAAACGAACUAGAAUAACAGACGUUUUCGGGAAAAUUCCUGCAAAAUCAUCACGGAGGACAGCCUCGACCCUUAAGUCAGAGAAUGCAGUUGUUGAUGAUUCUAGUGAUGAGUUUACAGACAUUCCAGGUGAAAAGAUGAUGAGCGAUGGUGAUAUAUUGGGGAAUAGUUGUGGGGAGAAGGAGAAACGGACUAGAAUCACAGAUUUGCCUUCAGGAAUUGAUGAGAAGUUAUCCGACAGAAUCUCCUCGAUUCUCAAGUUAGAUAAUAUACCUGUAAAAAGAGCGUGCAAUGCUUCUGAUGACGAGGUUGAAGAUCACUCUUUUAAGAAGCCUAGAAGGGAUGGAAUAAUAUUGCGGAAAAAGGAUCCAGAAAUACCUGAAGAGAAACUAAUGGAUAAUCACAAAACAACUGAGAGAACAAAUAAGAGCAGAGAAGAUAACAGUGAUUCUGACAUAUUUCCGGCAGAGAAUCAAGCUCGUGAUGGAAGUAACCGUUAUAGUGAGAAAAAUUCUUUGUCCAGUGGAAAUAAGAAGGCAUCAAAAUUCUUGGUGGUAUCUGAGGAGGAGAUGGAGAUCGUGAAGCACCCGAUCGACCAAGAGAUCGAUGCAGAUGAGAACAGAGAGUGGCACAGUAGCCAGAGCAAGACAUCAAGGGAACGACUUCUCAGAAGUUUCCAAGGAGAUGAGAAAUCAAUGCGAGAUUGGCCACUGAGGCCUGAAGUCUUCUCCGGGAAAUUUAUUGGUAAAAAUUUCAAGAAGUUCGAGAUAAAAAGACCACAGAGACCUGUCAUCGAAUGGAAACGUGGUGUGUAGAGGUGUCAUAUUUUUUAUACAACUACGACUACCCAUUCGGAAAAUACAUAUGUUAAAUUUCUGGGGAUCUGAUUCCGUUUCAUAAAUUAUUAACUUGUUUUUCAGUUAACAUUCAGUUUUCGAUAAAGAUCCUCCAAAUUGUUUACAUUUUAAAUUAUUUUUGCUCGAUUCCUUUAUACCGUAUGCAUAGUCCGAAAUAAAUCAAAUUAUUUUUA